UUCAUUGUGCUUCACUGGCAGAGGCGGACUCUGCAGCCGUCCAACAGUUUACUGAGAGCCGGAGAUUUCCAAACUUAAUUUGUGUGAUCCUGUAAAUGAAGUCGAAAGCAGACAGAUUGGGAGUUCACUUGUGAUGGCGCAGGACAUUUCCAGUUUGAAUGGAGAGGACUGUUUUGAGGGAACAUCGCCCUGUUGUUCUGACUCGGAGGCUUUGGGUCCAGGAGACAAAGAGUAUGAUGACAUCUUGGAGCUUAAUCAGUUUGAUGGACUGCCGUACUCCUCGAGGUUUUACAAACUGAUGAAAGAGAGGAAAGAGCUGCCAGUGUGGAGAGCAAAGUGUGAAUUCAUGGACAUGUUGGCCAAGGGACAGUUUGUUGUUGUCAGCGGCUUUGCCAAAACUGGAAGGAGCUCUCAAAUUCCCCAGUGGUCUGCUGAAUUCCUCCUGUCAGUCCAGUUCCAGCAUGGCACGGUGGUUUGUACCCAGAUUCACUCUCAACAGGCUGUCGAUCUCGCCCUGAGAGUGGCCGACGAGAUGGACGUCAACAUCGGCCACGAAGUCGGUUACAGCAUCCCUCUGGAGAAAUGCUGCACCAACGAGACAGUCCUCAGGUUCUGCACAGAUGAUGUGCUCCUGAGGGAGAUGAUGUCAGACCCUUUGCUUGAGCGCUACGGUGUGGUGAUCGUGGAUCAGGCCCACCAGAGGACCGUGGCCACCGACGUGCUCCUGGGCCUGCUGAAGGACAUCACCGUGCAGAGGCCGGAGCUCCGCGUGGUCGUCCUGUCGGCCGUGGAACCCUCCCCCAAGCAGCUGGCCCACCUCGCCGGGUCAGCGGCGCCAGUGAUCCGCGUAGAGACCGCAGGUGCAGGGGAGGUGGUGCACAGCAGCAGCACGGCCGACAACUACUUCUGCUCUGCCCUCCGUCUCGUGCUGGAGAUCCAUCACUCCGAGGAGCGGGGAGAUGUGGUCGUGUUUCUGGUGACAACGCAGGAAAUAGACCUGGCCCAUGACAUCCUGUGUCACGAGGGGGACAGUUUACCAUCUGAUCUGGGCGAGCUCCUGCCAAUCGUAGCGCACCCUGGCCAGCCUGGGAACGUGCUCGUCUUUGGGGAGGAGGAGACGGGCCGAACACGCAGAGUAAUCCUCACAUCCAGCCCAAACGAGGACUUCUUCUGGGCUGCUCGCUCAAUACGCUUUGUCAUUGAUGCUGGGCUUGAAAAAAGAUAUGUCUACAACCCCAGGAUCAGAACAAACUCAGUCAUUAUUCAGCCCAUCAGUGCGGUCCAGAGUGAGUGUCGCAGACAGCUGGCAGGUCCAACAGGCAGGUGUUUUUGUCUGUACUCGAAGGAGAGACAGCUUCCUGCUGAGAUUCGCCCACGCAUCGUGGAGUCUGACAUCACCUCCACUGUUCUCUUCUUAAAGAGGAUGGAGAUCGCUGGACUCGGCCACUGCGACUUCGUCGAGCGGCCAGACCCUGGAGGUCUCAUGCAGGCUCUGGAGGAGCUGGACUAUCUUGCUGCUCUGGAUAAUGAUGGCAACCUCUCUGAGAUGGGCAUCAUCAUGUCUGAGUUCCCCCUGGAGCCCCAGAUGGCCAAGACCGUGCUGGCCUCCUGUGAGUUCGACUGUGUCAGUGAGGUGGUCAUCAUCGCUGCCAUGCUAACAGCACCAACUUGCUUCACGGUGCCCCCCGUGGAGCUGAAGCUGGAGGCGAGCCAGUGCCACAUGAAGUUCCAGCACCCAGAGGGAGACCACUUUACACUAAUCAACAUCUACAAGGCCUUCAAGCAGCACCAGCAGGAUCCAUACUGCAGUGAGGAGAAGUGGUGUCAGGAUUUCUUCCUGAACCACACAGCUCUGCUGAUGGCCGACGCUCUCCGAGCUGAGCUCACAGAAACCUUGAAGAGGAUCGAGUUGCCCAUCUCGGUGCCUGCCUUCGGUUCCCGCAGCAACACCAUAAACAUUAAGAGAGCGCUCCUUGCAGGCUUCUUCAUGCAGGUCGCGCGGGAUGUGGAUGGAUCGGGGAACUACUUCAUCCUGACCCAUAAGCAUGUGGCCCAGCUCCAUCCUCACUCCGGCUACGGGGCCAAGAGCCCCAAGCUGGGCCUCCCGGAGUGGCUGCUCUUUCAUGAACACACCUUCUCAGACGACAACUGCCUCCACACAGUAACCCACGUAACUCCGGACCAGGUCGUUCAGAUGACGCCACAAUAUUUUUUUUACAACUUGCCAUCGAGUGAGAGCAAAGACAUCCUCCAAAACAUUUUGAACCAUGGAGCUCCUCAUUACCGGGAGGAUAAACAUCGAUCGCAAGAGGAACCCCAGGAGACUCAGACUUCUGACCGCUGUGUGAUUCAGUGACUGACAGCCUCCGAGCUUAGUGCAAACGAUUAAAUAACUACCAGGAUUCACGCCACUCUUGUACAGAAACACUCCAUCUGGAUAACUGAAUUUUUCACAGAAUGUUAUUAGAUUUUAGGAGCUUUGUGCUCCUCAUCAGUCUUUUUUUAAAUUCACAAGUUGUUCUGCUUUUAUUUUUGAAUUGUUUAACAAAAGUGAACUAAUAUAUUGAAUAAAAAUUCUU
This is a messenger RNA of Cololabis saira (Pacific saury), 2579 nucleotides long. It is a transcript of the gene dhx32b, whose product is annotated as DEAH (Asp-Glu-Ala-His) box polypeptide 32b. The transcript is spliced from 11 exons. The coding region runs from base 134 to 2356 and encodes 740 amino acids. Gene Ontology annotation, molecular function: RNA binding. Lineage: Eukaryota; Metazoa; Chordata; Actinopteri; Beloniformes; Belonidae. The record is from RefSeq and is a predicted model, not a curated record. Gene Ontology annotation, cellular component: spliceosomal complex; intracellular anatomical structure.